This is a messenger RNA of Prorocentrum cordatum, 2811 nucleotides long. The record is from the annotation of a GenBank genome assembly. Lineage: Eukaryota; Dinophyceae; Prorocentrales; Prorocentraceae.
AUGGCCGCCCCCCCGCCGAGGGCCGGGGCGCCCGCGCCGCAGGGGGGCUUCGAGGGGCUCCUGGCGGAGCUCGGCUCGCUGGGGGCGCGCCUGCUGGAGCAGCACAGGCGGGAGCUCGACGCCCAGCGGCACGAGAGCGAGGCGGGGAGGGGCUCCGCGUGGCCCUCCGUGGCGGGGUCCGAGGCCUGCCCCGAGGAGGCCCCCGCCCGAGCGAGCUCCGUCUCCGAGGGCCGGGGCCGGACGCCGGCGGUGGAGCACUUCGAGUCGCUGGCGACGUUCAGGGCAGAGCAGGCGCCGACGUGGAACACGAUGUCGAACUCGAAGUCGGCCCAGGCGAGCUACACGGUCCUGGAGAGCUGGGUGAGCGCCGUGCCGAUCUCGCAGCUCGCCGCGGUGGGCCCCCAGGCGGCGGGGCCCGAGCGGCAGAAGAAGGCGAGCGUGGCCCUGAAGAAGACGGGUUCGGCCCUCUCGCUGACAGUCUCGAAGAUGUCCUUCAGAUCGGCGAGGUCGAAAAGUUUCGAGGACAUGCAUGAUGCAUUCGUGUUCAAGUCGGACGGGUUCCUCUCAAAGUGGCUCAUGGUGCAUCCUUCGCUGUGGCUGGCGACCCUCUGGAGCUUUCUGAGCCUUCUGCUGAUUGCCUACGACACGGUAACCGUGCCCAUAUACAACUUCUACAGGUUCGAUUACGUCCCAGGGACAAUUCUAUUAUUUGAUUGGUUCGCUCGAAUCUUCUGGACCCUCGACAUCCUACUGGCCCUUGUGACUGGCUUCCACAAGGAGGGGUACAUCGAGAUGAGGCCCAAGCUUGUGGCGUUGGCGUACCUUCAGUCCUGGCUGUUGUUCGACCUCUUACUCGUGGUGUCAGACUGGCUCGCCGUCGCCCUGAAGAACAACACCACACUGAUGACGGUACCAGCCCUGAGAGCGCUACGAUUAAUGCGUGUGUUCCGCUUGUUGAGGCUCGGCCGUCUCUCGCACACGAUCAACGAGAUCCUGUUGUUCGUUUCCGACGGCGUCGCGAUCGUCGUCAGCGUCUUAAAAUUGUCCAUCGGGCUUUGCAUCGGCAUUCACCUCGUCGCCUGCAUGUGGUACGGUGUGGGCGACAGCAGUCGUUCCGGAUGGACCUCCAACGAGGCACUCUUGGAGUCCGCAGCAUUCUCCGAACAGGCGGACAUGUUUUCCGUGCAUUGGGUAAUCACCCAGCUCCAUGGCACGAGCCUCACGCCCCCGCAGACCUUCCUGGAGAUCUGUUUCCAGGGCGUGGUGCUCCUGGGCGCCCACGCCUUCGCUGCCUUCUUCGUCGCCAGCAUGACGCAGGCAAUGAUAUCCCGGACGGAUGCCAAGAACCUGCAGAUGCAGCAGGCGUUCAGGCGAUACACGCGCCGCCGUCGCAUCUCCCCCGGGCUCUCGUUCCAGGUGCAAAAGCACCUCGGAAAGCCCAGCGGCAGGACGGCCCUGCAGGACGCCGUGGAGGUGGAGAACAAGCUGGUCGAGUCCCUCCCGCUGGCGCUGCAGCAGCAGCUCCACGAGGAGGUGCGCUUGCCAUUGCUGAAGCCCGUGCCGUUGUUCCGGCGGGACGGCUUCUCGGACCACCGGUUCUUGAGGCAGCUCUGUUGCAGGGCCAUCUCGGGGGUGUCGUUGAUCUCUGGGGAGCUGGUGUUCAGCCUCGGGGACUCCUGCAAGCGGAUGCUUGUGGUCGAGUCUGGCAUCGGUGUCUACGUGAAGCUCAGAAGGUCCUGCGAGCACUACUCCUUGCGUGGGAAGACGCUGACAAAGUACCACAGGACGAGCUACCAGAGGACGGAGUCCGAAGAGGAGGCGGAACAGGUGGUGCGGCAGCGAGGCCAGCACAUCAGCGAGGCCGCAUUGUGGGCGCGGUGGACGAACCACGGGGAACUUUUCUCGGAGGGCGUUUGCACGAUGCUAAUUCUGGACAGCAGCGAUUUCGCCUCCGUCGUGAGCGAAUACGAGUUCACACGCAUAUCUGCCCUCAAGUAUGCAUGUUGCUUCGUCUCGUGGCUGAACGACAGGGCCCGCGAAUACCUUCAGUCGGACGUGAUGGAUACUCCGAAGAACUUGAUCGACGAAUACAUGCAGAAAAUGAUCAGCGACAGCGCGUUCAUCUUCAUUUCGCACUACAAGGAAGAGGCAGGGUCGGAUGCAGCUCUCAUAGAGGAGGGGAUGCGGCGGAUCAUCAAGGAAAACCCCGCACAUCCCGCAUUCAACCUCAGCAGGCCAGUUUUCCUAGAUUCGAACGACCUCCAGGAAACAUAUCAUAUCCCGAGCAUCAUCAGGAGCAGCCACAACGUAGUGCUCCUCCUUACGGACAAUGUGCUCACGAGGCCGUGGGUGUUGAUCGAGAUCGUCACGGCCUUGCGUGCUAGCGUGCCGAUCCACUUGGUCACGAUCCAGCGCCCCGGUGUGGGCUUCCAAUUCCCAAGUGCGGACUCGAUCGAGCGCCUCGCGGCUGGCGCUGGCCUGAGCUCGAGCGCUCAGGCGCUCCUGAGGGCGGAGGGCAUUACCGCAGAGGACCUGAAGCUCUUAGGCAACGCCUUCCAUCGCAUAGCGCUGCCUUUCUCCCCACACAAGUCUGCCAACAUCCGGGAGGCGGAACUGCUGGACAUCAUGAAUCGUUGCGAGCUCAGCGGCUCCGGGGUCGCAUUCCGUUGCCCGACCGACAUAAUACCCCGGGUCACCGCGCCGCCCGACACGAAGCACCGGGUCAACACGCCACCUUUGCCGAACCGCUCUACGUCGGUUCCUGAAGCGAGCCUCGCCGAGCGUCCUCUGGGGUCAAGACUUCAGUUGUGA